AUGGAGUGCGAUAUUUGCAUGCGAUCGUACAGCUCCAGGUUACCCUUUUGCUGUCCUUCAUGCGCCAGAAGCGUCCUGUACGAACCUCGAUUGCGCAAUGCAAAGCUUCUCCUGGAAAAGGAACACCUCGCUUCACGAAUCGAAAGUAUCCAUUCUUCAGCUAAAGGGACCGAUAAAACACCCAACACUCUAGAAGUCAGGCAGGAUGGUCAGGCAAUUACAAGAUGGUCUGUCGAGAGCAGAAACAUCCAGAAAGCCCAAGCCAAGGACAGGACGAAAGUCAUACAUGAGCACAUUCAGACAUUAAGAGCUGAAAUCAAGGCAUUUCGGGAGGAGAUUGCCAAGCGUAAGGCCAUGCUACAGAAAAAAAGGUCCGAGUGGAGUACUAUCAAGAGUGCGGUAUCAGAGCGGCAGAAGGCUAGCUCAGAGAAAGCGCAGGAGGAAAUCAAGAAGAUCACGCAGUCAUGGGAUACUAUCCAAAAUAAGGCAAUCGAGACUCGAAGCUUCUUGUGCAGGGAAGCAGCACAUCUACAUGGUUUACGUCAGAGGAAGAAAAUGAGAGGCGGCGUCGUAAGGGAUCAGUACACGAUUGGCGGUAUUCCCCUUCUCGACCUCAAAGACAUUAAUAGCGCCAAAGCGAACGAACUCACCACCUCUCUAAAUAAUACAGCUCACCUCGUUGUUCUUAUCUCGUUCUAUCUUUCCCUCCGUCUUCCUGCAGAGAUCACUCUUCCACAUCGUAAUUACCCUCUUCCCACCAUCUUCACACCCACGAAUUCAUAUCAAGGCCGAGAAGUACCCUUCCUAGGCACCACCCCCACAUCGUCGUCAACCAACAGUCCUGCUGGCUCUCGCCAUACAGACCUAAGACCGCUACCGCGCCCCCGCCCCUUGUUCAUUGAACCUGAAAAUCUUAAAGAUAAAACACCCCAUAUCGCCAAAAGAGACUCAACAGCCUUUGCGUUCUUCCUCGAAGGAAUCUCCCUACUAGCAUGGGACAUCGCCUGGCUCUGUCGAAGCCAAGGAAUGUACGCUGGCACUGAAUCAUGGGAAGAUGUCUGCAACAUGGGUCGAAACCUGUGGAAUCUUUUGAUUGCGCCGCCACAGUCGCCAGCCUUGCUGAGAGUGCUCUCAGGAAGAGACGUACGACAGCAAAGGACCAUCACCCCAUCCGCACAUCUUGCAGCCCCCUACAGAUCCUUGAGACUAGGUCACUUCUCGCACGAUUCAGCCCAUUCAUUCCCAGUCAACGGCGCCGACUUCCUCCGAGGCUGGAAAUUGACCAAAUAUACCAUGAUCGUCGACCCGUUAAAGCGCGCCCUGAUCGGCGAAAUGAGCAACGCAGAAUGGGAGAUGUUGGAGCAGGACGAAUGGGAUGACGGGGGUGAGCAAUUUCGAGCCGACGAAGCAGUCUUCAUCAGGAACAGAAACUCAGCGGAGAUGGAAGGUCGGUCAAGUUUUGAUGAUGCGAGGAGUAUUAUGACAGCUAGAACGGAGAGAAGGAGUGAAGAUCGCAGAGUUGAGACUGAUCGUGGGAAAGAGCUUGUAGAUGCUGAUGCUGAUGCUACUGUUGCUGUUUCUGGACGGGUAAAAGGAACAAGUGGCUGGACCAAGGUGAAGAACCGAGAAAAGUGA
Messenger RNA from Endocarpon pusillum Z07020, 1635 nucleotides. RefSeq lists its product as uncharacterized. Gene Ontology annotation, cellular component: endosome; lytic vacuole. The coding region runs from base 1 to 1635 and encodes 544 amino acids. Gene Ontology annotation, molecular function: SNARE binding. Gene Ontology annotation, biological process: SNARE complex assembly. Lineage: Eukaryota; Fungi; Ascomycota; Eurotiomycetes; Verrucariales; Verrucariaceae. The transcript has a single exon. The record is from RefSeq and is a predicted model, not a curated record.